This is a messenger RNA of Aaosphaeria arxii CBS 175.79, 1686 nucleotides long. RefSeq lists its product as uncharacterized. The transcript is spliced from 4 exons. Gene Ontology annotation, molecular function: oxidoreductase activity. NCBI's taxonomy places the organism in Eukaryota, Fungi, Ascomycota, Dothideomycetes, Pleosporales. Bases 149 to 1411 code for a protein of 420 amino acids. The record is from RefSeq and is a predicted model, not a curated record.
AGCGGUUCGGGAUCUUUUCUUCCCUUGCAUCCGGUGCGAGAGUCUUCGGUGCUACUCAGAACUUCGUAUAAGACACAAUACCUCCACGUUUUGUUCGGCCUGCUGUCCCUUAUCUAGACGACACGUUUGAUACUUUGCGUCUUCCGAGAUGUUCGAAUCGGGAAUCUUAUAUUCGGUAACAGGGGCCUUUGGGAAGCAUACUCUUGCAGUUCUUGGAGCCUCUGUUUCUUAUGUUAUUGUCUGCAAUGCUCUCCGUUAUAGACGCCGGAACCAAAAGCAUGCACAGUCUCCGUACAAAACGCGGGAUGAUUACUCUAAAAUGACAACGGACGACGCUUGGGCAAUAAUGAAGUACAUUCUGUCGUUGGAGUUUCCCCUUCUUUCUGAGACAGCUCUCCAGUUCGCACUGUUCAGGACUUAUGGUAUACAAACUAUCUCCAAACUUCUAUGUGAGACGAAACAAUUAGCAAGUCUUCAGAAUGCACCACGACGAUACGACGACACGCGUGUUCUCAUUGGUGAAUUCCUCAGCUACGCCCCAACUACUAAGCGAGCCAACUCGGCGAUUGCGCGCAUGAACUAUCUGCAUGGCAACUACCAAAAGGUGGGUAAGAUCAGUAAUGACGAUUUGCUAUACACGCUAUCAUUGUUUCUGCUUGAGCCUAGAAGGUGGAUUGAGCGGCAUGAGUGGAGGACUUUGACACCCAUGGAGCUUUGUGCACUCGGCACUUUCUGGAAAUCCAUUGGUGAUGCCAUGGAGAUAUCAUAUGAGCCUCUGUCCCAUGGGCCUUCAAAUUUCAAAGAUGGUUUGGAAUUCAUGGAGGACAUGGAGCUGUGGUCGAAUGCCUACGAGAAACGCACCAUGAUUCCAAACGAUUGGAACCACAAGCUGGCCAACGAGACUACGGCCAUCCUGUUGACCAAUGUCCCUCCCUUUCUCAAACCCACCGGCAAGCAUGCCGUGGAAGCCUUGAUGGACGAGAGGCUUCGACGUGCCAUGAUCUACGAUGACCCACCACCACUCAUCAGCAAACUUGUCUACUCUGCUCUAUACAUCCGCAAGCUCGUCAUCCGCCAUCUGCUACCACCCCGACCAUACUUCCUACGCAAGCGGGACCUAAGUGACGACCCUGAUCCUGUGACCGGACGGUACUACAAGUUGAUAUACGAGUCAGAACCAUGGUAUGUUAAACCUACAUUUUUCGUACGAAACUCGCCGUCAUCAUGGCUACGAUGGGCGAUUGGUCGCCCUUAUCCCGACGGCAAGAACUACAAGCCAGAGGGGUACGAUAUUCUCGAGGUGGGACCUCCCAGUAAAGAGAAAGUCGGCAGGGCACAGUGCGAGGCUACGAGGGAUAAACUCCUGGCUGCGGAUCGUGGGCGGUGUCCCUUUGCUUUCAGUAAAUCCUGAUAGUAUGAUGCUGUGGUAGUAGAGGGUGGACCCAACAGGGCAGAGAUGCAUGUUGGCGGAGUGGCAGGAUUACGCCGCAGUAUGUAAAUAUGCAUCAUGGGCUCCUGUUACCAGAAACGAUGUGUCAAACUAGAGGAAGUACUGCAAUGACGCCGUAUGCGAUGUUAGAAUGAAAGAUUGUUCAAGGACCUUACUACGGGAAAAGUAACUGCCGACAUCAUUUUCUAUGUAUCCAGCAUGCCUAAAAGUUCAGCUAGAAUGUCAGCCGAAGCAUC